This is a messenger RNA of Choloepus didactylus (southern two-toed sloth), 3800 nucleotides long. RefSeq names its product musashi RNA binding protein 2 (gene MSI2). Bases 39 to 806 code for a protein of 255 amino acids. Lineage: Eukaryota; Metazoa; Chordata; Mammalia; Pilosa; Megalonychidae. The record is from RefSeq and is a predicted model, not a curated record. Gene Ontology annotation, cellular component: cytoplasm. The transcript has 11 exons. Gene Ontology annotation, molecular function: RNA binding.
UCGGUUUUGUGGGGGUGGGGGGGCGGGGGGGCUCAGAUAUGGAGGCAAAUGGGAGCCAAGGCACCUCGGGCAGCGCCAACGACUCCCAGCACGACCCCGGUAAAAUGUUUAUCGGUGGACUGAGCUGGCAGACUUCACCAGAUAGCCUUAGAGACUAUUUUAGCAAAUUUGGAGAAAUUAGAGAAUGUAUGGUCAUGAGAGAUCCCACUACGAAACGCUCCAGAGGCUUCGGUUUCGUCACAUUCGCAGACCCAGCAAGUGUAGAUAAAGUAUUAGGUCAGCCCCACCAUGAGUUAGAUUCCAAGACGAUUGACCCUAAAGUUGCAUUUCCUCGUCGCGCGCAACCCAAGAUGGUCACAAGAACAAAGAAAAUAUUUGUAGGCGGAUUAUCUGCGAACACGGUAGUGGAAGACGUAAAGCAAUAUUUCGAGCAGUUUGGCAAGGUGGAGGAUGCGAUGCUGAUGUUUGACAAGACAACCAACAGGCACAGAGGGUUUGGCUUUGUCACUUUUGAGAAUGAAGACGUUGUGGAGAAAGUCUGUGAGAUUCAUUUCCAUGAAAUCAAUAAUAAAAUGGUAGAAUGUAAGAAAGCCCAGCCGAAAGAAGUCAUGUUCCCACCUGGGACAAGAGGCCGGGCCCGGGGACUGCCUUACACCAUGGACGCAUUCAUGCUCGGCAUGGGGAUGCUGGGCUACCCCAACUUCGUGGCGACCUAUGGCCGCGGCUACCCCGGAUUUGCUCCUAGCUAUGGCUAUCAGUUCCCAGACUAUUUGCCGAUUUCACAAGACAUAAUUUUUAUCAACUAGCUCUUAAGAGAGUCAUAAAAAUUUGGGGUUUGCUACCAUUGCUAGAGAGAGAACACAGGCCAGGUUGGGUCACCCCAGCCGCCAACAGUGUCCACUGAAACUGUUCUAGCUGCCGGUUUGAAUGAAUGCUCUUUUUCCCAUUUUUAAUUCUUGGAAAAGACCAUCCUCAUUGCUUCACCACACAAUUUUUUUUUUUUAAAUAAAUUUUGUUCUCCAGUCCUUGCCCAUUUUGCUUCUUGUAUUGUGAACAACCCCUGCCUCCCCAGAAUGUAACGGGGCCAGAGGGAAACUUCUCACAAACUUUGUAGAGCCUCCUCAUGGCAACACAGGAAGAGAGUAAGAAAUUAUUUUGAAUAACGACCAAGCAGGCUUACUUGGGGCAUUACGUGGAUGUGCUUUUAAAGGAUGGUGGUCCAGAGGGGUUGCCAUCGUGGGCCUCAGAGCCCCUAUGACAGACAGAACCAAAAAUGAACACAUGCCUGCCUUGCACAUACAGACCGUUCCGGAAACACUGAUCUGAAAAAAAUUAAUCUGGAAGAGUAACUCUGUAAGAGGGAUUGGAUUGUCUCUGCCUCUUGGGGCCAGUCCCUCAGCGGUUGCUGCCAUAAUAAAAAGCACGUCUGUCUUCAAGAAGGGAGACACCCAGGCACUGCCACGUCUCGGGCACGGGGGGGCAUCAACCCCUGCUGGACCCCUUCGUCCCCAGCCUCCCCUUCCUGCCCACACCAGCCCGGCCUCGAGGCCUCCUGGCACACCGGGGCUGACAGUCCCCCCAAGACGGGCUUUCUGUGCCGUGAUGCUAACCCCUCCGCUUCCCUGUCUGAAGACCCCUAGCUCUCUUUGUUUAAUGAGGUACAGAUCAGUCGGACCCCUCAAGAGUCUCCCCUUUGUCGGGGCUCAUAGUUUGUGAGAAGUGACCCGUGUGCUUCCAUUUGAUGCAUUUGAUGUGAGCUAAUCCUUGCGUUUGAAUGUCAGUGUCCUUGAGACUCAACAUAUGCAGUUUUGCUCAUCUCAUUAAAGAUGCUUGAUGUAAUUAAUAAUUGGUUAGUUUCCUUUUAUUUUCCUGUAGGCUUUUUCAUGAGUAUUAUUUUUUUUUCUCAAACAAUCUGUAUGGCUUUUUUCCCCCCCAUAUUUUGUUUUGCUAUGAAUUGCUUUGCUUUGGUGAACUUGUCCUAGAAUGCUUGACUCACAAACGUUUUAGCCAUUGUAAAUUUUCUUCAUCUCUGUAAAUAGUUCAUCUGUGCUUCUCCCUAAUGACGUUUUAUUUUUUUCCCUGUAAGCAACUGAGGUAGAAAAAUAAAUUGUUUACCACGGACAUGCUGUGUGCUGCCGUCUCUUAGCCCUACAGAGUCCUGUUCUUGCUCCGGGCGAGGUGAAUGCACUAAAUAACCAGUCCCAGUGACAGCCUAAUGCAGCCUCUAAAAGCAUGUGCUCUCCCCCUGCUUCCUCACGUUCCCUGCACUUGCCGGAAGUGAUCCGUCCUGGAGCAGCGUGGCUGAGCAUCUGCACGUGGCAGCUGCACGGGAUCGCCCCAUGCCCCUUUCUCUGUCACCACUCCCACCCUCCAGCCAACACGCCACUGGAACAUCUGGAACCCGCACAUCUGUGCACUGGUUGUGUGGGCUUAUGCACGUGCUUUUGCACACAGGCCUCCAUGUGUUUGUGCACGUGGCUUGUUUUCCUAAUUCCCGGAGCAGUGCAGGUCGGGUGAGGCACUUGCCGGCUCGUGGAAAUGUUGCUGGGUGUGAGGCUAGAAGACCUCGUUCCCAGGUUCCAUUUGGCCACUUAAGUAGCUGUGGGACCUUGGGCAAGUUUCCCCUUCAAGCCCUGGGGAUAGUGAUAGUGCCCAGCCAGUCAGCUUGUAAGGAGAAUGAAGUGGGAUGGUAUGUGUAUGUGAAAGUCCACUUGUAAAUGCUGUUGGAGCAGAAGUUAUAGAAGUAGUGGGCUGUGAGGUUCUCAUUAGGUCAGCUCUCUGGGGUGGUUUUCCCUGGUGGAGCUGCCUGUUAGUAGAUGUGCUGGUGGGAGAAAGGAAUGCUAUGGGAUCCACAGGUGAAGCCAGAGACUUGCCAGGAAUUCCUCCCAGCCUCAUGUCCUCCGUCCCUCCCUCCUGGUUUGCUGAUCAUCGGGCACUGGGCUAGGCACCAGAUAUCGGGACAUGAAUAAGACUCACCCUUCAAGAUGCUUAUAGUCCAGCUGAGGGAGAGAGAAAAAAUGAUCAAACCACUGAGAAUCAGAUGCUCAGCUAGAGAGAGGGAAACUAUCUGGGCUUCGUGAGUUAAAGGUGGGCUGCUUGUUCUGUAUGCAGGGCAGUCAGGGAUGGCUUCCUGGAGGUGGUGAUGCCAGAACAGGGUCUCAAAAGAUCAAAUUGAAUUCGCUGGGGGAAAAAGGGAAGGGAGUAUAUCCCAGACAGGAGAAUGGCAUGCUUAGACACUGAAUCAGGUAACUUUAAGUUUAGCUGUAGGAAACACAAUAAUAAUGGCCUAAUGAAAAUUAGAGUAUGUUUCUCUCUCCCAUGUAAAAGAAGUGUGGGUGUAGCUCCAUGGUAUUAAGAGUCUGGAUUUAUUCUAUCUUGUUGUGCUACCCUCUUCAGCAUAAGAGCUGUGCUUCAUGACCUAAUAAGGCUGCUUGAGUUCCAUCCAUCACACACCCAUCCUAGUUAUCAGGAAAGUGGAAGGGGUCAUGAAAAACACACCUCUUCCCUUUCAUAACACUUCUCAGAAGACAUGCGUGGCACUCUGCAUAGAUCCCAUGGUCAGAACUGAGUCAUGUGUCCAGUUUCAGCUGUCAGGGAGCCUCAGAAAUAGUUUUAUUCCAGGUAACCAUGAGCUCAGCUAAAAACGGGUUCCUGGUGCUAAGGGAAGAAAAGUAGAACAGAUAUUAGGGGACAAUUAGUGAUCUCUGUCACAAACCUGAGGCAACAAGCACUGGAGGUCCCAGGAAUUACAAGUAGUUACCGGGAGCUCAUAGGAGCAAAUUGGGUUGGGAUCGGGGGUG